ACACACACACACAGCUGGCACUCGCGCACAGCGAAGCAGGAAGCGCGCGCGCAGUGGCACAUCUGUUCUUCUCUCUCCUUCUCUCGCGCUUUCUCUGUGUAUAAAGCCCCAUAAAGCUGCAGGUGAAGCUGGAGGCCAGCGUGCAUCUUUCUCCUCAGUAUGAGCGCAGCGGCAGAGAGAGACAUCCUCCUCCGUGGAGCGACGAGCUGGCCCAAAUGUCCCGACAUAUCUACACUCGACACGGGACAAACGACGGAGCCUCCAAAGCCGUGUUUCAGCUCAACAGAGGCACCUAUUCCCGACGCAGUCGUCUCAAAAGGUCCGAUGGCAGCACUACUUCCACCAGCUUCAUCCUCCGUCAGGGUUCAGCUGAUUCCUACACAAGCAGGCCAUCCGACUCAGAUGUGUCUUUGGAGGAAGAGCAGGGUGGCCGUCAGGAGAGAGAGCAGCAGGCCAUGGUGCAGCUGGAGAGGGCUAAGGCCAAAGCAGUGGCCUUUGCCGUUAAGACGAAUGUCAGUUACUGUGGUGCUCUGGAUGAAGAUGUACCUGUCGCUGGAACUGCCAUUUCCUUUGACACUAAAGAUUUUCUCCACAUUAAGGAGAAGUACAACAAUGAUUGGUGGAUUGGGCGACUGGUAAAGGAGGGGUGUGACAUUGGUUUUAUCCCCAGCCCUUUAAAACUGGAGAAUAUCCGUCUUCAGCAGGAGCAGAAGAGGGGCCGCUUUCAUGGAAAGUCCAGUGGCAAUUCUUCUUCCAGCCUUGGAGAGAUGGUGUCAGGGACCUUCAAAACCAAUCCUCCAUCUGCAGCUAAACAAAAACAGAAAGUGGCUGAGCAUAUUCCUCCAUAUGAUGUUGUCCCCUCCAUGAGGCCAGUGGUAUUGGUGGGUCCUUCUUUAAAGGGAUAUGAGGUGACAGAUAUGAUGCAGAAAGCCCUUUUUGACUUUCUGAAGCACAGGUUUGAUGGCAGGAUAUCUAUUACAAGAGUGACAGCAGACAUUUCAUUAGCAAAGAGAUCUGUGCUCAACAACCCAAGCAAGAGAGCUAUUAUUGAAAGAUCCAACACCAGGUCAAAUAUAGCGGAAGUCCAGAGUGAAAUCGAGAGGAUCUUCGAGCUGGCUAGAUCUCUUCAGUUGGUUGUCCUUGAUGCCGACACGAUCAACCACCCAGCUCAGCUCAUUAAGACCUCAUUAGCUCCCAUUAUUGUGCAUGUCAAAGUGUCUUCCCCCAAGGUCUUGCAACGAUUGAUCAAAUCACGUGGGAAAUCACAAAGCAAGCACCUAAAUGUACAAUUGGUGGCUGCAGACAAAUUGGCUCAGUGUCCUCCGGAAAUGUUUGACAUUAUUUUGGAUGAAAACCAGCUAGAGGAUGCAUGUGAACAUUUGGCUGAGUACCUGGAAGCCUACUGGCGGGCAACGCACACGUCACUGAGCACUCCUCUCAACCCUCUGCUGGGACGCAACCUGAGCUCCACUGCUCUCACACCAUACCCUACAGCCAUCUCCAAUCUGCAGAGCCAAAGAAACAGAAACAGGAAUCAUUCCAGUGAUCAUUCUCCAAUCGAGAGGCGCAGUCUGAUGACCUCAACUGAAAACGACCACAACAAAGAGCGUCAACAGAAGAGCCGGGAGCAAUGGCCGUUGGUGGAAGAGGACUACACUGACCCAUACCAGGACACGUACAAACCACACCGGAGCCGUGGCUCUCCAGGGGGAUACAGCAAUGACUCACACCACAGACCCUAAGUUCAGCUUUUUGCUCGCUCUACUGUCAUUAUUUGGUUCCUUUUCUAAAGUUCUCACUAAUAAUGAAAGAUCGGGGCAUUUAUUAUGUCUGUAAAAAUUUUGUCAGAGGAAUUUAAGGUACAGUAUAUUGCAUUUGAAAAUACAUUUUAAAUUAAAAACAUUUUAUCAGAAAACUGCAAAAACCUUUAAAAACUGAAAAGCUUCAUCACCAUUAAAGGUGAUAUAGGUAUAUUUAGCAAAUUAUGGUCACACCCUUCACUAAUUCUCUUCACAUGUUUGGGAUAUAGGGUCGGGUGUCCAG
Molecule: messenger RNA, 2043 nt
Organism: Silurus meridionalis
Lineage: Eukaryota; Metazoa; Chordata; Actinopteri; Siluriformes; Siluridae
Gene: cacnb4a
Product: calcium channel, voltage-dependent, beta 4a subunit
Exons: 14
Coding region: 216-1742 (508 amino acids)
Biological process (GO): calcium ion transmembrane transport; neuromuscular junction development; regulation of voltage-gated calcium channel activity
Cellular component (GO): voltage-gated calcium channel complex
Molecular function (GO): protein binding; high voltage-gated calcium channel activity
Source: RefSeq, a predicted model, not a curated record